AAAAUUCCCCGUAAUUAAUACGCAGACAACUAUAUUCAUAUACAAGUGUAUUUUUUUUUAUUUAAAUAGCUUAGUUAAAUAGCUUACCUGUAGCGUUUUUUCCACCACCUGUUCAAGAGAAUUUUAAUAAAGAUGGCCCAAUCGCCGAGCAUUAAAAUCCUGUUGGCCGAGCAAAUGAAGUUGGGGGAGCAAAUACAGAGCACCAUCCGGAAUUAUAAAAAGGAUUCGGCUAAACGAAAAAGCAAAGCUGGAUAUAUUGAAGGGCGACUAUCCCAAUUGAAACUUUUGUGGGAUGCCUUUUCCGAAGGAGAAAAUACUAUUAAAACUGUCGAUGACAAAUCGAAAAUGGAACAUACAUAUUUUAAAAGCAACUUCUUUGUCAAAAUAAAAACCAUGGUCGUUAAAUAUACAGCAGAAUUCAAUCAGAAUCUGUCCCCAUUGGAAAAUAAUACUGAAAACGUAUCCGCAUCGCCGACAAAUGACGAGGUUAAAUUUAAAUCUAUGUUUAGAGAACAGAGAAUAUUGAUGGAAAAAUUAGAUAAUAUUAUGAACAAGUUAGAUGUCGCAACAAGGAAAGGACUUAACCCGAUAAUUUUACCCCAUUUAACUGAUAUACAAAGUAUGCAAACGCAGAUCUACCAAAACUACAAGGAUCCCAAGUAACUUUAAGAUUAUUUUCUAACCAUAAAACAAAAUUU
Molecule: messenger RNA, 698 nt
Organism: Drosophila santomea
Lineage: Eukaryota; Metazoa; Arthropoda; Insecta; Diptera; Drosophilidae
Exons: 2
Coding region: 133-663 (176 amino acids)
Source: RefSeq, a predicted model, not a curated record